UUUCAGUGAUUUAUUUCUAACAAUAUUUUCCUUUCACGAACUCGUGUUGUUAUUAUGAAAUCGUGUAACUGUCAAAAUUUCCAAUAAGGAACAACUGCCUUGUUUUUGUUGAACAUUAUGGUCAAGUGACCGUUUUUAUGUCAUGUCUUUUCUUAUGGUCGUCUUUUUGCUAUGGAAUGGAUUCAUUGAUAUACAGGAUUGCGCUGUAAUACACUUGGAUCAAAGUAAACAUUACAAAGGUAUUGAUCAUGUCCUGCAGAAAUAUUUGGAUCCUCUUCGAAAAUUACAAGCGCAACUACCGAAUCAUGCAAUAGAAAUGCAAAUUGAAUUUCACGAUGUUCUUCCUACCUAUACAAAACAGAAGCCUCAGAGACGAGUCAUUCGUGUUUUAAAUCCUCGGAAACCAAAACCAGCGAAACGCUCUCAGGAUCAAUCAACACCUGAACAACAAGCACAGACAAAUGCAACAACAGCUGCUAGCACAACGACAGCUCCAGCGUCUGCCGCACCAGUAGGAAAAGUUCCAGUGUACAUGGAAGAUUUACAAAAGGCACUCGAAGAACUUGAAAAGAAAUUGAGCGGAGUGACCACACCAGCUGGGCCAGGAACAGUGACAACGCCGAUAAUAAAGCGCAAACAAGAUGGUGGCUCGUGUAAUGGUGGGAAUGGUGGUGGUGGUGGCGGCAGUGGUGGUGGUGGCGCCAAUAAUCAGUUGCAAACACCAAUUCGAAGUAUAGACAACAUUAUGGAAAUUUUGAGAAAAGGUAUUAAUAUUGAACAUCGGGCACCAAAACCGAGUGAAAACCUAGAAUGGGUCCAAGUCAAGAUACCUAAAAGAAAAUAAGAAACAUAA
Molecule: messenger RNA, 853 nt
Organism: Spodoptera frugiperda (fall armyworm)
Lineage: Eukaryota; Metazoa; Arthropoda; Insecta; Lepidoptera; Noctuidae
Product: RNA-binding protein Raly-like
Exons: 9
Coding region: 143-844 (233 amino acids)
Source: RefSeq, a predicted model, not a curated record